This is a messenger RNA of Camarhynchus parvulus, 25073 nucleotides long. RefSeq names its product AHNAK nucleoprotein 2 (gene AHNAK2). The record is from RefSeq and is a predicted model, not a curated record. Gene Ontology annotation, biological process: regulation of RNA splicing. Lineage: Eukaryota; Metazoa; Chordata; Aves; Passeriformes; Thraupidae. Gene Ontology annotation, cellular component: costamere; nucleus; cytoplasm. Gene Ontology annotation, molecular function: protein binding.
CGUCCCCCGACAUGGAAAGCCUGACCAGCACCAAGCCCAGGCUCUGUGCCCUGCUCCCGCCUCGGCUGAAGGCGUACAGCUGUUGCCUGAGCAGAGAAAGGGAUUGGGUUUCACAGGCUGUGUAAUCUGCGACAGUGCUCCCUGCCUUGGGCAGAGCAGCGAGCCUCACCCAGGCUCAGCCAUCCCCUUUCUGCCCGUGAGGAACGCCCCGGCCGACAUAGAAGGAAAAUUGUUUGCUGAAUUUCUGCACAGCCCUCCUUCCAAUUGCUGGAGAGAGAGGGGGAGUGAGAGAGAGAGAGAGUUUAAGGCAGGCUCUGCACUGGUGUUCUGGGCUAUUUCAACUUCAGGGCAACUUUAGAGAACUUCAGUUAUUUUUGGUUCUGGACGACAGCUGAGACCGGCCGAGCCCCCGGGAGAUGCUGAUGCUGAUGCAGAUGCAGAGGAGGAAGAUUCUGUUGCUGAAGUGGCAGUAGAAGACAUUCGUCCAAGGCCACAAGGAUCCUCUCCAGUUUAUGAGUAUCCCAUAGAAGAAGACUAUUUAAAGCUUCAAGAAGAAAACAAAAAACAUUCUGCAGACAAAUCAAAGCAGAGUCAUCCACAGGAGACAAUGGAAGUGACCCUGAAAACAGAAGUGGAAGCUGGAGCUAGUGGUUUUAGUGUGAAAGGUGGAGGAAAUGAAGGAAUAUUUAUUAAAAAAGUACUUAAGGAAUCUCCUGCUUCAAAAAUAUUUAGUCUUAGAGAAGGUGAUCAGCUUCUAAGUGCUACAAUAUUUUUCGAUAAUAUCAAAUAUGAAGAUGCACUCAAGAUUCUCCAAUAUUCCGAGCCAUACAGAGUCCAAUUCAGCCUCAAAAGAAAAAUUGCUGUGCACGAAGAUCUGGAACACUCUACAGCCCAGCACAAAAAGGAAAGGAUUGGCCAGGAAAAAGAACUCAGUGAGAGCAUUCCUGAAGAAACACUGCAUGUUUCAGGAAAAUCCAUUUCAGAAGAAGACAGGGAAACAUUAAUUGUAAGCCAAAGAGUAGGAAGAAGUAAGAGACCUAAGAAAGAUAGAUUAUCAUGGCCAAAAUUUCAAUCAAUCAAAAAUAAAAAGAUAUUGAGGCACAGAAGAUCUCAUAGUACAUCAGAUGCAUAUGAGCCUGCUUUACAGGAUAUUUCCCCUACAAGCACGGACACAGAGUCUCAAUUUCCACAAGAGGUCCAUACCAAAGAGAAAAAAGGAGGCCAAAGGAAGCUGAAGUUCCCUAGCAUUGGAUUCAGAAUGCACAGGUCCAAACCAGAACCACAAGAGAAGCAAAAGAAAGAAAUAAAAACAACACUGAUCUCUGAAAGAGAAAAAAUGUAUAAAUAUGAUAUAAGCCUGGAAAAUCCUGAAAUUUUAACUGUUGAAUAUACCACUUCUCCUGCUUAUGAAAUGAAGACAGGGGAGGGACAUGAAACUUUAACAAAAGACUUAAAAGAAAUUAAAAAUGGCAUUCCGUCUCAUGUAAAACAAUGCCCUGAAGUUGAAAUAAGCAUUAAAAAAGACAAGGAAGCAUCAUCAAAAUUUAGCAUACCUGAAGUACCAGACAUAACAACAGAGAUACCAAAGCCUAGUUUAGAAACUGCUGAUCUGAAAGAAAGCCCAACUAAAAAAUCACCACAAGCCUCAUCAAAAUCCCGAAAAAAGAAACAGAAGGGAACAGCAGAAAAAAAAGAUGGAGAAAGUGGAAUUAACAUAGACUUGAUGGGUCACAGUACUAAAGGAUCUGUACAGGUAAAAGGCCUAGAAAUUGGCACUGCUAAAGUAGAAUUACAGAUAUCUGAAAUGAUGGAAAAAGGAGAAGAACAAGCAGAAGAAGACACACAAAUACUAAAUAUUCAGAAAAUAAAUUAUGGAAUUUCAGUGCCCAAAAGAAAAGAGACAGAGACUGACACUACCAAACAGGAAAGUGACGUUCCACAGUCAGUACCAGAAAAAACAGCUGAUAUGACUUCAGAGGACAGCAGGAAUUUCAAUGUGAAAACUCUUUUGCCAGAUGCACAAUCAGACAUAUCUACUUGGAAAAUACAAAUGCCAUCAUUCAAAGUGGCCAAAGCAACAAAAACAGACAUGAAAAUAACAGGAGAAGAAAGGAAAGAGGACACAGAAGAUAAGAUAAAAAAGCAAAGGAUGGAGGAAGAUGGCAUGCCCACAAAUGACAAAGCCUUAAACGUAGAAAUUGAAAUGAAGAGAGGAGAAAAAGAUAUAGAGGGGAAAGAAAGCAAAUUCAGACUGCCAAAGUUAAAAUUCCCUACAUUUACCUGGUCAAAUACCAAGGAAGAAACAACCCAAGUGGAAGCAGAUAUAAGUGGCAGGGAAGUAAAAGUGCAAACCUUGGAAAAUGAUGGAGAACCUCAGGUAAGUGGACCACCAGAAAAAAUUACUGUUCCGGGUCUUGAAACAGAAAUAGGGGUAUCCAUGGGAAAAAUAGAUGAAAACAAUAUAAUACAAAAAACUGAAGACCAGUUGCCGAGUCCGAAAAAACCAAGUGUAAAAUCUUCCCAAAUAGAAAUUAAAACUCAAGAUACAAAAGGAAAAAUACAGACAUCAACAACAGAUAUUGAAAUAGAGAAGAGGGAAUUCAAUAGAACAUCAAAAGCUGAAUUUUCAGAAAAUACACCAUCAAAUAUCAAAGAUCCCAAGGCAGACAUCAGCCUGCCCUCCAUCGACGUCACUCUUCCACAGGCCAGCGUCGACCUGCAGGCCCCCGAAGCCAGCCUUAGCCUUGAAGGAGAAGCCAAAGUGCCAGAGAAGGAGGCCACCAAGACCAAGGACGGCAAGUUCAAGAUGCCCAAGUUCGGCAUGCCUUCCUUUGGCUGGUCCAGCAGCAGAGAGGCCAAGGGCACCGUGGCCGCCGAGGUGGACGUCAGCCUCCCGGAGCCCCAGGUGACGGUGCCUUCUGGAACCACUGAAGUGGAGGUGACCCUGCCCGCGGCCGAUAUCCAAGUGCCUGGUGUGGAGGUGACCGUCGAGACGGGCACGGUAGCAGCAGAGGCUGAGAAAGGCCGAUUCAAGAUGCCCGACGUCAAGAUGCCCAGCGUCAAGCUGCCCAAAGUCAAAGCUCCCCAGGCGCAGGUCAGCCUGCCCAAGGCCGAGGGCUCGCUGCCCAAAAGCCAGGAGGGCGAAAUCGCCCUGCAGGGCCCCGAGGCCGAAGGCAGCCUGGAGGCGGCCGCUGGCAAAGCGGAGGGCGGCGGCAUGAAAAUACACAUGCCCAAAGUCAAGGUGCCCAGCGUGGUCUUCUCCAAGCCCACCAUCAAGUCUCCCAAACUGGAGGCAGAAGUCAGCCUCCCGCAGGCAGAGAUCAAGGCCACCGACACCGACAUCACUGUCACGGCCCCCGAUGUCAAGCUGCCCUCUGUUGAAGGCUCCCUGGAGCUCCAGGCACCCGACAUAGACAUCAAAGUGCCCUCCGCCAAAGGCAAGCUGGGGCUGGAAGGCACGGGCCUGAAAGGCAAGCUCAAGAUGCCCAAAUUUGACAAGCCCAAAUUCACAGUGUCCUCGCCCAAGGCCGAGGUGCCCACAGCCGAGGUCAGCCUGCCCAGUGCUGAGGUCGAGCUGCCCUCUGCCACUGUGACGGCCACAGCGGAGGACACUGGCGUGAAGCUGGAGAAGCCCUCCCUCACGAUGCCCAAAGCUGAAAUCAAAGCUCCUAAGGUGGCCAUCAGCCUGCCCUCCGUCGACGUCACUCUUCCACAGGCCAGCGUCGACCUGCAGGCCCCCGAAGCCAGCCUUAGCCUUGAAGGAGAAGCCAAAGUGCCAGAGAAGGAGGCCACCAAGACCAAGGACGGCAAGUUCAAGAUGCCCAAGUUCGGCAUGCCUUCCUUUGGCUGGUCCAGCAGCAGAGAGGCCAAGGGCACCGUGGCCGCCGAGGUGGACGUCAGCCUCCCGGAGCCCCAGGUGACGGUGCCUUCUGGAACCACUGAAGUGGAGGUGACCCUGCCCGCGGCCGAUAUCCAAGCGCCUGGUGUGGAGGUGACCGUCGAGACGGGCACGGUAGCAGCAGAGGCUGAGAAAGGCCGAUUCAAGAUGCCCGAUGUCAAGAUGCCCAGCGUCAAGCUGCCCAAAGUCAAAGCUCCCCAGGCGCAGGUCAGCCUGCCCAAGGCCGAGGGCUCGCUGCCCAAAGGCCUGGAGGGCGAGGUCGCCCUGCAGGGCCCCGAGGCCGAAGGCAGCCUGGAGGCGGCCGCUGGCAAAGGGGAGGGCGGCGGCAUGAAAAUACACAUGCCCAAAGUCAAGGUGCCCAGCGUGGUCUUCUCCAAGCCCACCAUCAAGUCUCCCAAACUGGAGGCAGACGUCAGCCUCCCACAGGCAGAGAUCAAGGCCACCGACGCCGACAUCACUGUCACAGCCCCCGAUGUCAAGCUGCCCUCUGUUGAAGGCUCCCUGGAGCUCCAGACGCCCGACAUAGACAUCAAAGUGCCCUCCGCCGAAGGCAAGCUGGGGCUGGAAGGCACGGGCCUGAAAGGCAAGCUCAAGAUGCCCAAAUUUGACAAACCCAAAUUCACAGUGUCCUCGCCCAAGGCCGAGGUGCCCACAGCCGAGGUCAGCCUGCCCAGUGCUGAAGUCGAGCUCCCCUCUGCCACUGUGACGGCCGCAGCGGAGGACACUGGCGUGAAGCUGGAGAAGCCCUCCCUCAAGAUGCCCAAAGCUGAAAUCAAAGCUCCUAAGGUGGCCAUCAGCCUGCCCUCCGUCGACGUCACUCUUCCACAGGCCAGCAUCGACCUGCAGGCCCCCGAAGCCAGCCUUAGCCUUGAAGGAGAAGCCAAAGUGCCAGAGAAGGAGGCCACCAAGACCAAGGACGGCAAGUUCAAGAUGCCCAAGUUCGGCAUGCCUUCCUUUGGCUGGUCCAGCAGCAGAGAGGCCAAGGGCACCGUGGCCGCCGAGGUGGACGUCAGCCUCCCGGAGCCCCAGGUGACGGUGCCUUCUGGAACCACUGAAGUGGAGGUGACCCUGCCCGCGGCCGAUAUCCAAGCGCCUGGUGUGGAGGUGACCGUCGAGACGGGCACGGUAGCAGCAGAGGCUGAGAAAGGCCGAUUCAAGAUGCCCGAUGUCAAGAUGCCCAGCGUCAAGCUGCCCAAAGUCAAAGCUCCCCAGGCGCAGGUCAGCCUGCCCAAGGCCGAGGUCUCGCUGCCCAAAGGCCUGGAGGGCGAGGUCGCCCUGCAGGGCCCCGAGGCCGAAGGCAGCCUGGAGGCGGCCGCUGGCAAAGGGGAGGGCGGCGGCAUGAAAAUACACAUGCCCAAAGUCAAGGUGCCCAGCGUGGUCUUCUCCAAGCCCACCAUCAAGUCACCCAAACUGGAGGCAGACGUCAGCCUCCCACAGGCAGAGAUCAAGGCCACCGACGCCGACAUCACUGUCACAGCCCCCGAUGUCAAGCUGCCCUCUGUUGAAGGCUCCCUGGAGCUCCAGGCGCCCGACAUAGACAUCAAAGUGCCUUCCGCCGAAGGCAAGCUGGGGCUGGAAGGCACGGGCCUGAAAGGCAAGCUCAAGAUGCCCAAAUUUGACAAGCCCAAAUUCACAGUGUCCUCGCCCAAGGCUGAGGUGCCCACAGCCGAGGUCAGCCUGCCCAGUGCUGAGGUCGAGCUCCCCUCUGCCACUGUGACAGCCACAGUGGAGGACACAGGCGUGAAGCUGGAGAAGCCCUCCCUCAAGAUGCCCAAAGCUGACAUCAAAGCUCCCAAGGUGGACAUCAGCCUGCCCUCCGUCGACGUCACUCUUCCACAGGCCAGCAUUGACCUGCAGGCCCCCGAAGCCAGCCUUAGCCUUGAAGGAGAAGCCAAAGUGCCAGAGAAGGAGGCCACCAAGACCAAGGACGGCAAGUUCAAGAUGCCCAAGUUCGGCAUGCCUUCCUUUGGCUGGUCCAGCAGCAGAGAGGCCAAGGGCACCGUGGCCGCCGAGGUGGACGUCAGCCUCCCGGAGCCCCAGGUGACGGUGCCUUCCGGAACCACUGAAGUGGAGGUGACCCUACCUGCGGCCGAUAUCCAAGGGCCUGGUGUGGAGGUGACCGUCGAGACGGGCACGGUAGCAGCAGAGGCUGAGAAAGGCCGAUUCAAGAUGCCCGACGUCAAGAUGCCCAGCGUCAAGCUGCCCAAAGUCAAAGCUCCCCAGGCGCAGGUCAGCCUGCCCAAGGCCGAGGUCUCGCUGCCCAAAGGCCUGGAGGGCGAGGUCGCCCUGCAGGGCCCUGAGGCCGAAGGCAGCCUGGAGGCAGCCGCUGGCAAAGCGGAGGGCGGCGGCAUGAAAAUACACAUGCCCAAAGUCAAGGUGCCCAGCGUGGUCUUCUCCAAGCCCACCAUCAAGUCUCCCAAACUGGAGGCAGACGUCAGCCUCCCACAGGCAGAGAUCAAGGCCACCGACGCCGACAUCACUGUCACAGCCCCCGAUGUCAAGCUGCCCUCUGUUGAAGGCUCCCUGGAGCUCCAGGCGCCCGACAUAGACAUCAAAGUGCCCUCCGCCGAAGGCAAGCUGGGGCUGGAAGGCACGGGCCUGAAAGGCAAGCUCAAGAUGCCCAAAUUUGACAAACCUAAAUUCACAGUGUCCUCGCCCAAGGCCGAGGUGCCCACAGCCGAGGUCAGCCUGCCCAGUGCUGAAGUCGAGCUCCCCUCUGCCACUGUGACUGCCACAGCGGAGGACACUGGCGUGAAGCUGGAGAAGCCCUCCCUCAAGAUGCCCAAAGCUGAAAUCAAAGCUCCUAAGGUGGACAUCAGCCUGCCCUCCGUCGACGUCACUCUUCCACAGGCCAGCAUCGACCUGCAGGCCCCCGAAGCCAGCCUUAGCCUUGAAGGAGAAGCCAAAGUGCCAGAGAAGGAGGCCACCAAGACCAAGGACGGCAAGUUCAAGAUGCCCAAGUUCGGCAUGCCUUCCUUUGGCUGGUCCAGCAGCAGAGAGGCCAAGGGCACCGUGGCCGCCGAGGUGGACGUCAGCCUCCCGGAGCCCCAGGUGACGGUGCCUUCUGGAACCACUGAAGUGGAGGUGACCCUGCCCGCGGCCGAUAUCCAAGCGCCUGGUGUGGAGGUGACCGUCGAGACGGGCACGGUAGCAGCAGAGGCUGAGAAAGGCCGAUUCAAGAUGCCCGAUGUCAAGAUGCCCAGCGUCAAGCUGCCCAAAGUCAAAGCUCCCCAGGCGCAGGUCAGCCUGCCCAAGGCCGAGGGCUCGCUGCCCAAAGGCCUGGAGGGCGAGGUCGCCCUGCAGGGCCCCGAGGCCGAAGGCAGCCUGGAGGCGGCCGCUGGCAAAGGGGAGGGCGGCGGCAUGAAAAUACACAUGCCCAAAGUCAAGGUGCCCAGCGUGGUCUUCUCCAAGCCCACCAUCAAGUCUCCCAAACUGGAGGCAGACGUCAGCCUCCCACAGGCAGAGAUCAAGGCCACCGACGCCGACAUCACUGUCACAGCCCCCGAUGUCAAGCUGCCCUCUGUUGAAGGCUCCCUGGAGCUCCAGGCGCCCGACAUAGACAUCAAAGUGCCCUCCGCCGAAGGCAAGCUGGGGCUGGAAGGCACGGGCCUGAAAGGCAAGCUCAAGAUGCCCAAAUUUGACAAGCCCAAAUUCACAGUGUCCUCGCCCAAGGCCGAGGUGCCCACAGCCGAGGUCAGCCUGCCCAGUGCUGAGGUCGAGCUCCCCUCUGCCACUGUGACAGCCACAGUGGAGGACACAGGCGUGAAGCUGGAGAAGCCCUCCCUCAAGAUGCCCAAAGCUGACAUCAAAGCUCCCAAGGUGGACAUCAGCCUGCCCUCCGUCGACGUCACUCUUCCACAGGCCAGCAUUGACCUGCAGGCCCCCGAAGCCAGCCUUAGCCUUGAAGGAGAAGCCAAAGUGCCAGAGAAGGAGGCCACCAAGACCAAGGACGGCAAGUUCAAGAUGCCCAAGUUCGGCAUGCCUUCCUUUGGCUGGUCCAGCAGCAGAGAGGCCAAGGGCACCGUGGCCGCCGAGGUGGACGUCAGCCUCCCGGAGCCCCAGGUGACGGUGCCUUCCGGAACCACUGAAGUGGAGGUGACCCUGCCCGCGGCCGAUAUCCAAGCGCCUGGUGUGGAGGUGACCGUCGAGACGGGCACGGUAGCAGCAGAGGCUGAGAAAGGCCGAUUCAAGAUGCCCGACGCCAAGAUGCCCAGCGUCAAGCUGCCCAAAGUCAAAAGCUCCCCAGGCGCAGUGCCCUCCGCCGACGGCAAGCUGGGGCUGGAAGGCACGGGCCUGAAAGGCAAGCUCAAGAUGCCCAAAUUUGACAAGCCCAAAUUCACAGUGUCCUCGCCCAAGGCCGAGGUGCCCACAGCCGAGGUCAGCCUGCCCAGUGCUGAGGUCGAGCUCCCCUCUGCCACUGUGACGGCCACAGCGGAGGACACUGGCGUGAAGCUGGAGAAGCCCUCCCUCAAGAUGCCCAAAGCUGACAUCAAAGCUCCCAAGGUGGACAUCAGCCUGCCCUCCGUCGACGUCACUCUUCCACAGGCCAGCGUCGAACUGCAGGCCCCCGAAGCCAGCCUUAGCCUUGAAGGAGAAGCCAAAGUGCCAGAGAAGGAGGCCACCAAGACCAAGGACGGCAAGUUCAAGAUGCCCAAGUUGGGCAUGCCUUCCUUUGGCUGGUCCAGCAGCAGAGAGGCCAAGGGCACCGUGGCGGCCGAGGUGGACGUCAGCCUCCCGGAGCCCCAGGUGACGGUGCUUUCCGGAACCACUGGAGUGGAGGUGACCCUGCCCGCGGCCGAUAUCCAAGCGCCUGGUGUGGAGGUGACCGUCGAGACGGGCACGGUAGCAGCAGAGGCUGAGAAAGGCCAAUUCAAGAUGCCCGACGUCAAGAUGCCCAGCGUCAAGCUGCCCAAAGUCAAAGCUCCCCAGGCGCAGGUCAGCCUGCCCAAGGCCGAGGUCUCGCUGCCCAAAGGCCUGGAGGGCGAGGUCGCCCUGCAGGGCCCUGAGGCCGAAGGCAGCCUGGAGGCGGCCGCUGGCAAAGCGGAGGGCGGCGGCAUGAAAAUACACAUGCCCAAAGUCAAGGUGCCCAGCGUGGUCUUCUCCAAGCCCACCAUCAAGUCUCCCAAACUGGAGGCAGACGUCAGCCUCCCGCAGGCAGAGAUCAAUGCCACCGACACCGACAUCACUGUCAUGGCCCCCGAUGUCAAGCUGCCCUCUGUUGAAGGCUCCCUGGAGCUCCAGGCGCCCGACAUAGACAUCAAAGUGCCUUCCGCCGAAGGCAAGCUGGGGCUGGAAGGCACGGGCCUGAAAGGCAAGCUCAAGAUGCCCAAAUUUGACAAGCCCAAAUUCACAGUGUCCUCGCCCAAGGCCGAGGUGCCCACAGCCGAGGUCAGCCUGCCCAGUGCUGAGGUCGAGCUCCCCUCUGCCACUGUGACGGCCGCAGCGGAGGACACUGGCGUGAAGCUGGAGAAGCCCUCCCUCAAGAUGCCCAAAGCUGACAUCAAAGCUCCCAAGGUGGACAUCAGCCUGCCCUCCGUCGACGUCACUCUUCCACAGGCCAGCGUCGACCUGCAGGCCCCCGAAGCCAGCCUUACCCUUGAAGGGGAAGCCAAAGUGCCAGAGAAGGAGGCCACCAAGACCAAGGACGGCAAGUUCAAGAUGCCCAAGUUCGGCAUGCCUUCCUUUGGCUGGUCCAGCAGCAGAGAGGCCAAGGGCACCGUGGCCGCCGAGGUGGACGUCAGCCUCCCGGAGCCCCAGGUGACGGUGCCUUCCGGAACCACUGAAGUGGAGGUGACCCUGCCGCGCGCCGAUAUCCAAGCGCCUGGUGUGGAGGUGACCGUCGAGACGGGCACGGUAGCAGCAGAGGCUGAGAAAGGCCGAUUCAAGAUGCCUGACGUCAAGAUGCCCAGCGUCAAGCUGCCCAAAGUCAAAGCUCCCCAGGCGCAGGUCAGCCUGCCCAAGGCCGAGGGCUCGCUGCCCAAAGGCCCGGAGGGCGAAGUCGCCCUGCAGGGCCCUGAGGCCGAAGGCAGCCUGGAGGCGGCCGCUGGCAAAGCGGAGGGCGGCGGCAUGAAAAUACACAUGCCCAAAGUCAAGGUGCCCAGCGUGGUCUUCUCCAAGCCCACCAUCAAGUCUCCCAAACUGGAGGCAGACGUCAGCCUCCCGCAGGCAGAGAUCAAGGCCACCGACGCCGACAUCACUGUCACAGCCCCCGAUGUCAAGCUGCCCUCUGUUGAAGGCUCCCUGGAGCUCCAGGCACCCGACAUAGACAUCAAAGUGCCUUCCGCCGAAGGCAAGCUGGGGCUGGAAGGCACGGGCCUGAAAGGCAAGCUCAAGAUGCCCAAAUUUGACAAGCCCAAAUUCACAGUGUCCUCGCCCAAGCCCUCCCUCAAGAUGCCCAAAGCUGACAUCAAAACUCCCAAGGUGGACAUCAGCCUGCCCUCCGUCGACGUCACUCUUCCACAGGCCAGCGUCGACCUGCAGGCCCCCGAAGCCAGCCUUAGCCUUGAAGGAGAAGCCAAAGUGCCAGAGAAGGAGGCCACCAAGACCAAGGACGGCAAGUUCAAGAUGCCCAAGUUCGGCAUGCCUUCCUUUGGCUGGUCCAGCAGCAGAGAGGCCAAGGGCACCGUGGCCGCCGAGGUGGACGUCAGCCUCCCGGAGCCCCAGGUGACGGUGCCUUCCGGAACCACUGAAGUGGAGGUGACCCUACCCGCGGCCGAUAUCCAAGCGCCUGGUGUGGAGGUGACCGUCGAGACGGGCACGGUAGCAGCAGAGGCUGAGAAAGGCCGAUUCAAGAUGCCUGACGUCAAGAUGCCCAGCGUCAAGCUGCCCAAAGUCAAAGCUCCCCAGGCGCAGGUCAGCCUGCCCAAGGCCGAGGUCUCGCUGCCCAAAGGCCCGGAGGGCGAGGUCGCCCUGCAGGGCCCCGAGGCCGAAGGCAGCCUGGAGGCGGCCGCUGGCAAAGCGGAGGGCGGCGGCAUGAAAAUACACAUGCCCAAAGUCAAGGUGCCCAGCGUGGUCUUCUCCAAGCCCACCAUCAAGUCUCCCAAACUGGAGGCAGACGUCAGCCUCCCGCAGGCAGAGAUCAAGGCCACCGACGCCGACAUCACUGUCACGGCCCCCGAUGUCAAGCUGCCCUCUGUUGAAGGCUCCCUGGAGCUCCAGGCACCCGACAUAGACAUCAAAGUGCCCUCCGCCGAAGGCAAGCUGGGGCUGGAAGGCACGGGCCUGAAAGGCAAGCUCAAGAUGCCCAAAUUUGACAAGCCCAAAUUCACAGUGUCCUCGCCCAAGGCCGAGGUGCCCACAGCCGAGGUCAGCCUGCCCAGUGCUGAGGUCGAGCACCCCUCUGCUACUGUGACUGCCACAGCGGAGGACACUGGCGUGAAGCUGGAGAAGCCCUCCCUCAAGAUGCCCAAAGCUGACAUCAAAGCUCCCAAGGUGGACAUCAGCCUGCCCUCCGUCGACGUCACUCUUCCACAGGCCAGCAUCGACCUGCAGGCCCCCGAAGCCAGCCUUAGCCUUGAAGGAGAAGCCAAAGUGCCAGAGAAGGAGGCCACCAAGACCAAGGACGGCAAGUUCAAGAUGCCCAAGUUCGGCAUGCCUUCCUUUGGCUGGUCCAGCAGCAGAGAGGCCAAGGGCACCGUGGCCGCCGAGGUGGACGUCAGCCUCCCGGAGCCCCAGGUGACGGUGCCUUCCGGAACCACUGAAGUGGAGGUGACCCUACCUGCGGCCGAUAUCCAAGCGCCUGGUGUGGAGGUGACCGUCGAGACGGGCACGGUAGCAGCAGAGGCUGAGAAAGGCCGAUUCAAGAUGCCCGACAUCAAGAUGCCCAGCGUCAAGCUGCCCAAAAUCAAAGCUCCCCAGGCGCAGGUCAGCCUGCCCAAGGCCGAGGUCUCGCUGCCCAAAGGCCUGGAGGGCGAGGUCGCCCUGCAGGGCCCCGAGGCCGAAGGCAGCCUGGAGGCGGCCGCUGGCAAAGCGGAGGGCGGCGGCAUGAAAAUACACAUGCCCAAAGUCAAGGUGCCCAGCGUGGUCUUCUCCAAGCCCACCAUCAAGUCUCCCAAACUGGAGGCAGACGUCAGCCUCCCGCAGGCAGAGAUCAAGGCCACCGACGCCGACAUCACUGUCACGGCCCCCGAUGUCAAGCUGCCCUCUGUUGAAGGCUCCCUGGAGCUCCAGGCGCCCGACAUAGACAUCAAAGUGCCUUCCGCCGAAGGCAAGCUGGGGCUGGAAGGCACGGGCCUGAAAGGCAAGCUCAAGAUGCCCAAAUUUGACAAGCCCAAAUUCACAGUGUCCUCGCCCAAGGCCGAGGUGCCCACAGCCGAGGUCAGCCUGCCCAGUGCUGAGGUCGAGCUGCCCUCUGCCACCGUGACGGCCUCAACCGAGGACACUGGCGUGAAGCUGGAGAAGCCCUCCCUCAAGAUGCCCAAAGCUGACAUCAAAGCUCCCAAGGUGGACAUCAGCCUGCCCUCCGUCGACGUCACUCUUCCACAGGCCAGCGUCGACCUGCAGGCCCCCGAAGCCAGCCUUAGCCUUGAAGGAGAAGCCAAAGUGCCAGAGAAGGAGGCCACCAAGACCAAGGACGGCAAGUUCAAGAUGCCCAAGUUCGGCAUGCCUUCCUUUGGCUGGUCCAGCAGCAGAGAGGCCAAGGGCACCGUGGGCCGUGACGGUGCUUUCGGAACCACUGAAGUGGAGGUGACCCUGCCCGCGGCCGAUAUCCAAGGGCCUGGUGUGGAGGUGACCGUCGAGACGGGCACGGUAGCAGCAGAGGCUGAGAAAGGCCGAUUCAAGAUGCCCGACGUCAAGAUGCCCAGCGUCAAGCUGCCCAAAGUCAAAGCUCCCCAGGCGCAGGUCAGCCUGCCCAAGGCCGAGGGCUCGCUGCCCAAAGGCCAGGAGGGCGAAGUCGCCCUGCAGGGCCCUGAGGCCGAAGGCAGCCUGGAGGCGGCCGCUGGCAAAGCGGAGGGCGGCGGCAUGAAAAUACACAUGCCCAAAGUCAAGGUGCCCAGCGUGGUCUUCUCCAAGCCCACCAUCAAGUCUCCCAAACUGGAGGCAGACGUCAGCCUCCCGCAGGCAGAGAUCAAGGCCACCGACGCCGACAUCACUGUCACGGCCCCCGAUGUCAAGCUGCCCUCUGUUGAAGGCUCCCUGGAGCUCCAGGCGCCCGACAUAGACAUCAAAGUGCCUUCCCCAACAAGCUGGGGGCUGGAAGGCACGGGCCUGAAAGGCAAGCUCAAGAUGCCCAAAUUUGACAAGCCCAAAUUCACAGUGUCCUCGCCCAAGGCCGAGGUGCCCACAGCCGAGGUCAGCCUGCCCAGUGCUGAGGUCGAGCUGCCCUCUGCCACCGUGACGGCCUCAACCGAGGACACUGGCGUGAAGCUGGAGAAGCCCUCCCUCAAGAUGCCCAAAGCUGACAUCAAAACUCCCAAGGUGGACAUCAGCCUGCCCUCCGUCGACGUCACUCUUCCACAGGCCAGCGUCGACCUGCAGGCCCCCGAAGCCAGCCUUAGCCUUGAAGGAGAAGCCAAAGUGCCAGAGAAGGAGGCCACCAAGACCAAGGACGGCAAGUUCAAGAUGCCCAAGUUCGGCAUGCCUUCCUUUGGCUGGUCCAGCAGCAGAGAGGCCAAGGGCACCGUGGCCGCCGAGGUGGACGUCAGCCUCCCGGAGCCCCAGGUGACGGUGCCUUCCGGAACCACUGAAGUGGAGGUGACCCUGCCCGCGGCCGAUAUCCAAGGGCCUGGUGUGGAGGUGACCGUCGAGACGGGCACGGUAGCAGCAGAGGCUGAGAAAGGCCGAUUCAAGAUGCCCGACGUCAAGAUGCCCAGCGUCAAGCUGCCCAAAGUCAAAGCUCCCCAGGCGCAGGUCAGCCUGCCCAAGGCCGAGGGCUCGCUGCCCAAAGGCCCGGAGGGCGAGGUCGCCCUGCAGGGCCCUGAGGCCGAAGGCAGCCUGGAGGCGGCCGCUGGCAAAGCGGAGGGCGGCGGCAUGAAAAUACACAUGCCCAAAGUCAAGGUGCCCAGCGUGGUCUUCUCCAAGCCCACCAUCAAGUCUCCCAAACUGGAGGCAGACGUCAGCCUCCCGCAGGCAGAGAUCAAGGCCACCGACGCCGACAUCACUGUCACGGCCCCCGAUGUCAAGCUGCCCUCUGUUGAAGGCUCCCUGGAGCUCCAGGCGCCCGACAUAGACAUCAAAGUGCCUUCCGCCGAAGGCAAGCUGGGGCUGGAAGGCACGGGCCUGAAAGGCAAGCUCAAGAUGCCCAAAUUUGACAAGCCCAAAUUCACAGUGUCCUCGCCCAAGGCCGAGGUGCCCACAGCCGAGGUCAGCCUGCCCAGUGCUGAGGUCGAGCUGCCCUCUGCCACCGUGGCCUCAACCGAGGACACUGGCGUGAAGCUGGAGAAGCCCUCCCUCAAGAUGCCCAAAGCUGACAUCAAAACUCCCAAGGUGGACAUCAGCCUGCCCUCCGUCGACGUCACUCUUCCACAGGCCAGCGUCGACCUGCAGGCCCCCGAAGCCAGCCUUAGCCUUGAAGGAGAAGCCAAAGUGCCAGAGAAGGAGGCCACCAAGACCAAGGACGGCAAGUUCAAGAUGCCCAAGUUCGGCAUGCCUUCCUUUGGCUGGUCCAGCAGCAGAGAGGCCAAGGGCACCGUGGCCGCCGAGGUGGACGUCAGCCUCCCGGAGCCCCAGGUGACGGUGCCUUCCGGAACCACUGAAGUGGAGGUGACCCUGCCCGCGGCCGAUAUCCAAGGGCCUGGUGUGGAGGUGACCGUCGAGACGGGCACGGUAGCAGCAGAGGCUGAGAAAGGCCGAUUCAAGAUGCCCGACGUCAAGAUGCCCAGCGUCAAGCUGCCCAAAGUCAAAGCUCCCCAGGCGCAGGUCAGCCUGCCCAAGGCCGAGGUCUCGCUGCCCAAAGGCCAGGAGGGCGAAGUCGCCCUGCAGGGCCCUGAGGCCGAAGGCAGCCUGGAGGCGGCCGCUGGCAAAGCGGAGGGCGGCGGCAUGAAAAUACACAUGCCCAAAGUCAAGGUUUCUCCCAAACUGGAGGCAGACGUCAGCCUCCCGCAGGCAGAGAUCAAGGCCACCGACGCCGACAUCACUGUCACGGCCCCCGAUGUCAAGCUGCCCUCUGUUGAAGGCUCCCUGGAGCUCCAGGCGCCCGACAUAGACAUCAAAGUGCCUUCCGCCGAAGGCAAGCUGGGGCUGGAAGGCACGGGCCUGAAAGGCAAGCUCAAGAUGCCCAAAUUUGACAAGCCCAAAUUCACAGUGUCCUCGCCCAAGGCCGAGGUGCCCACAGCCGAGGUCAGCCUGCCCAGUGCUGAGGUCGAGCUGCCCUCUGCCACCGUGACGGCCUCAACCGAGGACACUGGCGUGAAGCUGGAGAAGCCCUCCCUCAAGAUGCCCAAAGCUGACAUCAAAACUCCCAAGGUGGACAUCAGCCUGCCCUCCGUCGACGUCACUCUUCCACAGGCCAGCGUCGACCUGCAGGCCCCCGAAGCCAGCCUUAGCCUUGAAGGAGAAGCCAAAGUGCCAGAGAAGGAGGCCACCAAGACCAAGGACGGCAAGUUCAAGAUGCCCAAGUUCGGCAUGCCUUCCUUUGGCUGGUCCAGCAGCAGAGAGGCCAAGGGCACCGUGGCCGCCGAGGUGGACGUCAGCCUCCCGGAGCCCCAGGUGACGGUGCCUUCUGGAACCACUGAAGUGGAGGUGACCCUGCCCGCGGCCGAUAUCCAAGCGCCUGGUGUGGAGGUGACCGUCGAGACGGGCACGGUAGCAGCAGAGGCUGAGAAAGGCCGAUUCAAGAUGCCUGACGUCAAGAUGCCCAGCGUCAAGCUGCCCAAAGUCAAAGCUCCCCAGGCGCAGGUCAGCCUGCCCAAGGCCGAGGUCUCGCUGCCCAAAGGCCAGGAGGGCGAGGUCGCCCUGCAGGGCCCUGAGGCCGAAGGCAGCCUGGAGGCGGCCGCUGGCAAAGCGGAGGGCGGCGGCAUGAAAAUACACAUGCCCAAAGUCAAGGUGCCCAGCGUGGUCUUCUCCAAGCCCACCAUCAAGUCUCCCAAACUGGAGGCAGACGUCAGCCUCCCGCAGGCAGAGAUCAAGGCCACCGACGCCGACAUCACUGUCACGGCCCCCGAUGUCAAGCUGCCCUCUGUUGAAGGCUCCCUGGAGCUCCAGGCACCCGACAUAGACAUCAAAGUGCCCUCCGCCGAAGGCAAGCUGGGGCUGGAAGGCACGGGCCUGAAAGGCAAGCUCAAGAUGCCCAAAUUUGACAAACCUAAAUUCACAGUGUCCUCGCACAAGGCCGAGGUGCCCACAGCCGAGGUCAGCCUGCCCAGUGCUGAGGUCGAGCACCCCUCUGCUACUGUGACUGCCACACCGGAGGACACUGGCGUGAAGCUGGAGAAGCCCUCCCUCAAGAUGCCCAAAGCUGACAUCAAAGCUCCCAAGGUGGACAUCAGCCUGCCCUCCGUCGACGUCACUCUUCCACAGGCCGCGUCGACCUGCAGGCCCCUCGAAGCCAGCCUUAGCCUUGAAGGAGAAGCCAAAGUGCCAGAGAAGGAGGCCACCAAGACCAAGGACGGCAAGUUCAAGAUGCCCAAGUUCGGCAUGCCUUCCUUUGGCUGGUCCAGCAGCAGAGAGGCCAAGGGCACCGUGGCCGCCGAGGUGGACGUCAGCCUCCCGGAGCCCCAGGUGACGGUGCCUUCCGGAACCACUGAAGUGGAGGUGACCCUGCCCGCGGCCGAUAUCCAAGCGCCUGGUGUGGAGGUGACCGUCGAGACGGGCACGGUAGCAGCAGAGGCUGAGAAAGGCCGAUUCAAGAUGCCCGACGUCAAGAUGCCCAGCGUCAAGCUGCCCAAAGUCAAAGCUCCCCAGGCGCAGGUCAGCCUGCCCAAGGCCGAGGUCUCGCUGCCCAAAGGCCUGGAGGGCGAGGUCGCCCUGCAGGGCCCUGAGGCCGAAGGCAGCAUGAAAAUACACAUGCCCAAAGUCAAGGUGCCCAGCGUGGUCUUCUCCAAGCCCACCAUCAAGUCUCCCAAACUGGAGGCAGACGUCAGCCUCCCGCAGGCAGAGAUCAAGGCCACCGACACCGACAUCACUGUCACGGCCCCCGAUGUCAAGCUGCCCUCUGUUGAAGGCUCCCUGGAGCUCCAGGCGCCCGACAUAGACAUCAAAGUGCCCUCCGCCGAAGGCAAGCUGGGGCUGGAAGGCACGGGCCUGAAAGGCAAGCUCAAGAUGCCCAAAUUUGACAAGCCCAAAUUCACAGUGUCCUCGCCCAAGGCCGAGGUGCCCACAGCCGAGGUCAGCCUGCCCAGUGCUGAGGUCGAGCUCCCCUCUGCCACCGUGACGGCCACAGCGGAGGACACUGGCGUGAAGCUGGAGAAGCCCUCCCUCAAGAUGCCCAAAGCUGACAUCAAAGCUCCCAAGGUGGCCAUCAGCCUGCCCUCCGUCGACGUCACUCUUCCACAGGCCAGCGUCGACCUGCAGGCCCCCGAAGCCAGCCUUACCCUUGAAGGGGAAGCCAAAGUGCCAGAGAAGGAGGCCACCAAGACCAAGGACGGCAAGUUCAAGAUGCCCAAGUUCGGCAUGCCUUCCUUUGGCUGGUCCAGCAGCAGAGAGGCCAAGGGCACCGUGGCCGCCGAGGUGGACGUCAGCCUCCCGGAGCCCCAGGUGACGGUGCUUUCCGGAACCACUGAAGUGGAGGUGACCCUGCCCGCGGCCGAUAUCCAAGGGCCUGGUGUGGAGGUGACCGUCGAGACGGGCACGGUAGCAGCAGAGGCUGAGAAAGGCCGAUUCAAGAUGCCCGACGUCAAGAUGCCCAGCGUCAAGCUGCCCAAAGUCAAAGCUCCCCAGGCGCAGGUCAGCCUGCCCAAGGCCGAGGUCUCGCUGCCCAAAGGCCCGGAGGGCGAGGUCGCCCUGCAGGGCCCCGAGGCCGAAGGCAGCCUGGAGGCGGCCGCUGGCAAAGGGGAGGGCGGCGGCAUGAAAAUACACAUGCCCAAAGUCAAGGUGCCCAGCGUGGUCUUCUCCAAGCCCACCAUCAAGUCUCCCAAACUGGAGGCAGACGUCAGCCUCCCGCAGGCAGAGAUCAAUGCCACCGACGCCGACAUCACUGUCACGGCCCCCGAUGUCAAGCUGCCCUCUGUUGAAGGCUCCCUGGAGCUCCAGGCGCCCGACAUAGACAUCAAAGUGCCCUCCGCCGAAGGCAAGCUGGGGCUGGAAGGCACGGGCCUGAAAGGCAAGCUCAAGAUGCCCAAAUUUGACAAACCUAAAUUCACAGUGUCCUCGCACAAGGCCGAGGUGCCCACAGCCGAGGUCAGCCUGCCCAGUGCUGAGGUCGAGCUCCCCUCUGCCACCGUGACGGCCUCAACCGAGGGCACUGGCGUGAAGCUGGAGAAGCCCUCCCUCAAGAUGCCCAAAGCUGACAUCAAAGCUCCCAAGGUGGACAUCAGCCUGCCCUCCGUCGACGUCACUCUUCCACAGGCCAGCGUCGACCUGCAGGCCCCCGAAGCCAGCCUUAGCCUUGAAGGAGAAGCCAAAGUGCCAGAGAAGGAGGCCACCAAGACCAAGGACGGCAAGUUCAAGAUGCCCAAGUUCGGCAUGCCUUCCUUUGGCUGGUCCAGCAGCAGAGAGGCCAAGGGCACCGUGGCCGCCGAGGUGGAUGUCACCCCGAAGGAGCCCCACAUGACAGUGCCCUCGGGUACUGCUGUCAUGGACAUGACAUUUUCUGACUCUGAGAUCCAGGCGCCCAAGUUUGAUUUUCCCCUUGAUUCUUCUACUUUUAAAGAGGAGGAAGUUGGCAAAUCUAAAUCUUCUGCAUUUAAAAUUCCUAAAAUUUCUCUUUCUAAAACUUUCAAACCUCAUACACAAAGCCAAUCUGGAUGUGAUGUUUCUGUUUCUGAAACUCUUUGUUAUUCUUUAACAGACGAAGCUUCUUUGGUCCCUUCUGAGAGUGUUGAACCUAAACGUUUUUCUGAUGUUAUGGAGGAGAGUGUAUCUAAAAGUACCAAAUUCAGAGUUCCUAGCAUUGGUUUCUCUAAAUCUGAAGUGACUUCAUCUAAAACUGAUCUGCAGUCCUCUAUACAAAAGGGGGAUAUUACUCUUACUAAAUACCAAAUUAAUCUAACUGAAUCGGAAUCAAAAAUAGCAUCUCUUGCUGAUGAAAAUCUUUCAGAUUUUGAAAUUUUAAGUGAAGAUGGAUCUGAGGAGCAAGGAGCUUUAAGGCUAGAUGGCAAAACCACAUCUGCUGAAAUAUCUUUGGUUGACACAGAGGUCACAGUUAAAAUUCCUAAAUUCCGAAAACCAAAAUUCAGAAUUCGAUCUAAGGGAAAAGCAUCUAAAUGUGACAUUGGUUCCAACGUGGAAUCUGAAAUUUCCAAGGGAAGGAUAACAUCUGAUAUGACUGGUCUUGAUAUUGAAAAACCAGUUCAAAUCCCUGAUGCCCAUCUUGGUGUAACGUUGCAUAAGCCUUCACUUGAAGUUGUUCUGGAUGCACCAACAAUGGAUCCAAAUCUCUCACCAGUGGAGGUUACCUUGCCAAACUUAGAAGCAGAAAUCCAUGGCCCAGAUUUAGAGUGCAAGGCAGAACAGGAAGUAGUUACAGGAGAAAAGGGUACUGAGGAGAAAGAAAACAAAUUUAAAUCAUCAAAAUUCAAACUGCCUUCAUUUAGGUGGUCACCAAAGAAAGAAGCUAUUGCUCCUUCUCAUGUUGAGGAACACCUGGAAGGACCCACUUUUUCUACCUUAUCUGGAGACACGGGAUCUGAAUUAACUUUUCCUACUCCUGAGAAUCAAUACCUUCAUGAAGAAUUUGAUACAACAGAACAAGAUGGUGAAAAGGCCAAAACCAAGAAGUCCCAAUUUACCAUGCCAAAGAUCUCAUUCCCUAAAAUUAAGAGUCAGAAAGUACAGGUCUCUCUGCCUGUAGUGGAAACUGAUGUUUCUGGACCCAAACAAGAAAAAGAAGGUGUUCCUGUUCAGAAAUCUGAGGAAGGAAGUAGUGGAGAAGUUGCAGGACUGGGAAUAAAAGUGCCUAAAGUUACAGUCCCAACUUCAGAAUUUUCCAAACCAGAAGCCAAAGCUCCCAAAAUAGAGAUGGAUAUUAGCAUGCCUACAGGCGAGGUCAAAGUUCCUGCCUGUGAAGGAGGUGAGCUGACACUGAAAUCAGCUGCUGCUAAUGCCAGCCUCUCCACCUCAGAUAUUAAGAUGACACCCGAAGGUUCGCUUGAGGUGAAGAGUCCUGACAUAAGUGUUGAAAGAACAUCAAGUGAAAUUGCUGUGGGUGAUGUAGAGAUAAAAGCUGAAGGUUCUGAAGGGAAAACAAAAAUGUCUAAAUUCCAAAUGCCAAAGGUAGGAAUUACACUUUCUAAAGGGAAAGGGUCAGAAAAGAAUGUUGGCCAAUCCAAAUCAGAAGUCAAGGUUCCCCAACUAAAAGCAACAGUAGAAAUCUCUGACAUUGCUGUUGAAUCACCAGACUUGAAGGUAGAAUGUGGCACAGAAACAAAGACUUACAGUCCUGAAGCCAAAAUUAAGACAUCAGAGGCUGAUGUUCACCUCCCAUCAGCUGACAUUCCUUUUCCAAAAACAGACAGUGGUAUUCAGGAUUCAGAUGCAGCAGUAAAGAUCAAGGGGGAAAUAAAGCAAGAUGGAGACGGAGAAGAGAAAGAAGGACAUUUCAAAAUGCCCAAAUUCAAACUUCCAUCCUUCAGUUGGUCACCAAAGAAGGAAGCAAGUGUUAAAUCUGAUUCUGGAGCAAAUUUGGAAGACCAAAAGCUUGCUGUCAUGUCAAGCAGAAUAGACACAGAAGUGAAAGAAGCUGCAACUGAUGAUCAAGGUAGUGGGCCAGACCUUGAUCUGGAAAUAUCUGCAGGAAAAGUUGAGCAAAAAAGUCCAAUUAAAAAGCCUCAAUUUGUCAUGCCUAAAAUUUCACUCUCCAAGAUCAAGGUUCCAAAAUCUCAAAAAGUUGAAGCUGAUGCUACUCUUCCUAAAACAGAAAUAGAGGGUGAUGAUUGUAUUAAGAUACCUGAUAUAGAAAAAUGUCAUCCUGAAGGGACUGAAGAAGGGGCACAAAUCAGCAUAAAACUGGCUGACACUAUGGUCCAUACUCUGGAGUUUUCCAGAGUAGAAACUGAAGCCUCUAAAACUGAAAUAACAGUCAGCUCAGCAAAGAUUGAUGCUUCUUUGACUCCCUCAGAGGGGAGUUUUCAACAGGUUGACUUAAAAAUAAGUUCUACCAAUGAAUGUAACAUUCAAAAAACAGGUACUAAGCUCCCCAAAGGAGAAGCUUCAGUUGAUUUGAAGAGCCCUGAUAUAUUAACAGAAAGCUCAUCAGUUGUGGAUGGAAGAAAAGUGAAAUUGGAAGGUCCUGAAGGGAAGAUUAAAAUGCCGAAAUUCCAGAAGACAAAGUUUGGAAUCUCCAGAACAAAAGGGAAAGUCCCAGAGACAGAGAUCAGCUCUCCAAAAAUAGAAGCUGAGCUACCCCAACUAAGAACAGCAAAAGAAAUUGCUGACAUUGCUGUGGGAGUUCCAGCAUCAGAACUUAUAUCUGAUAUGUCAGAUCCUGGUGUAGUUGAUGGUAAGAUAAAAACACCCCAAGCUCUGAUGGGUGGCAUGGAAGAUGCAAAGGUAGACAUAAGCACCAGGUCAGUGUCUAAGCCAAAGACAGAGGGAGUUAGUGAGAGUCUUGAGGAGAAGGAAAUCAAAUUAAAAGAACAUGAAAUAAAAGCUGAAGAAGUUCAGACUGAAGAACAUCAGGGAUGGUUUAAAAUGCCAAAAUUCAGAAUACCUGCAUUUGGCAGGUCAUCCUUAAAGGAAAAGAAAAGUGAUGCCGAUAUUGAAAGAAGUAUGGAAAAAGCUCAGGCAACUAUUCCUUCUGCUAAAGUACAAACUGAAACAAGUGCUCCUGAAAAUACAUUCUCAUUACCACAUGCCGUUGCUGAAAUUACUAUUGGAAAAGACGGGAUUCAAAAAUUAGAAGAUUCUGUGAAGAGUUCUAAUGUUAGCUUGCCAAAGAUUGAAGGAGAUAUUUCAUUAUCCACAGAAAGAACAGAUAGUGGAGUGAGUAUUCCAAAAACUGAAACUUACGCAGACGUACUUAAGCGCAGUGCUGAAGGACAUACUUCAGAAAUCACAGUGUCUGCAGCAGAAUUGUCUAAAUCAUACCCAAGUGCUUCAGAAACUGACAAAGACAAGAGUUCAACACAUAGGUUUCCUAUGUGUACUCUGACGUCUCCAGAGCAUAAAGGCCAAUCACAGGAUAUAAAUGUCCAAAAGGUAGAAAGUUUCAUGAAGUUAGAGACAUCAGGGAUAGGAUGCAAGCCAUCAUCAGGUGAAAUUACUCUGGAUGCAACACAGAAGAAAAUAGAUGUUAAUCUUCCAAAGGAAGAGCUGGAUAUUCAAAACAAAGAGGCAGCAAUUAAAAAAGGAAAGAUAAAGGGGGAGGUGAAAAUCACAGGAAAAGAAAGUGAAGAAAGUCAAUUAAAAAGGACUACAUGUGAAUGGUCUACAGCAAAAGGAUCAGAAGAUGGUACUUAUGUUACUGCUAAGCUGGAAGAUCUAAAGGUAGAAGUUCCAACAUUGAAGACAGAUGUUAAAAUUACUGCAGUAGAUCCUGAAAUGAAAUUUUGCGUGAAAAGUGUUGAAAAGGAUGCGUCUGCAGGAGUGGAAGUGCAAGUGCAAGUAGAAGACAGAGCAGAAACAAGUAAAAUAAAACCAUACAAGUUUAAGAUUCCAAGGUUUGGAAUGUUGCAUUCUGAAAUCAAGGGGUUUGAAAAUGAUACCAAUUUGCCUAAGUCAGAAGCUGAUUCAGCACCUAAAAGUGAAAGAGGCACAGCAGAAAUGCAGUUACAAAAACCAGAAGGAUCGACUGGCCUGAAAAGUCCAGCUCUAGAUCAUAUAGAAGCAACUGCCAGAAUAACAGGGGAAACAGUGAACCAAACACAAGGUAUUCCAGAAGUAAGUGUAAGAAUUCCCAAACUAAAAAUACCAAGAUUCACUUUCAGAACUCCCCCAAUUGAAGCUGAUGUUUUACUGUCAAAAGUAGUAACAGAUCCAAAGGGAUCUAGUACUGACAUUGAAAUAGUGCAACUGCAAGCAAGCUCUGCUAUCCCCGAAGAAACACCAGGAGCUGUAGAGGGGGUUAUUCAAAAAGCAAAAAGCAAAAUUAUGACACUGACUGAACCUGACAUUAAAACAGCCCAAAUGACAGCUACCAUAGAAUCCUCCCUUUCAAGUGCAGGGCAAGACGUUCAUUGGUCUUACAUAGAGGGCCAAGAAGUAAGUGAAAAAGUAGAACCUGAACAUGUUGCUAUUGAGCGGUGUGAGAUUUACACUACUGAAAUACUGAAAGAAUCAGAGAUUCUGUCACCAGAGGUCAAAACUGCUACUUUGGGAUUCUCAUUGCUCAAGGCCAAGUUGCCUGAAUCACACAGUGAUUUAGACGUGCAGGUCCAGCAGCCAUCUCCAACAGGAGAUGCAUCAGUGAGAAAACCUACAGGUGCUGGUGAAAGCUUUGGAGUAGCAGCACAGGGAAGUGGCAGUGCUGAGCUUAAACUAUCUGACAAACCACACAGUGGGUCUGAAGAAUCUAGAGGAAAAGUAAGUUUGUCAAAGUUAAAAACAUCUGCUGCUGAAGUAAAGGGUUCCAGUAAACUUGAAGAGAGUUUUCCUGAUAAAUCACCAGAGGGAAUAAUUGCAGCUCCUCUCUCUGAAGAUGAAGAUGUAGUUGAAGCAGUGGAAGGUGAAGAAAAAGACAUAACCAAUGAGAAAGAAAAGACUGAUAGUAAAAGAUCUCCUGGAAGAUUUAAAUUUUGGCUUCCAAGUAUUGGCUUUUCAUCUCCUGGGGAUGAAACAAGCACAGAUGCAAAAGCAGAAAUAAAAAAAUCAGUUCCAGAAGAUGUGAAACCUGCUGACACAUCAGAUGAUUCCUCUAAGCAGGCUGAAAAAGCUGGAUGGUUUAGAUUCCCCAAGCUUGGUUUCACCUCUCCUUCCAAAAAGGCUAAGUCUGUUGACAAAGAAGAGGUGGGUCAUAAAGAGGGGAGACUCUCAGAUGAAGAUAGCCCAACAGAUAAGCCAGAUGUGUUUUUUGAUGCACAAGAAAGCUUAUCACCUAAAGAAAUAGGAGAAGGUGAAAAAGCUGAAACUGACGGGGCCUCAUCUAUUGUGACAUCUUCAGCAAGAACUGAACUGAUCUUGUUGGAGGAAGAAAAAGAUAGUAAAUCUAAUAUUGUUGGAGAUACAGCCAAAUGAAGGUUGUAUUUUCUCAGUCCUCAGUCCUCAAUGAAAACAAAAUCAUCCACAGAAGAGAAUGUUUUCCUAAUUUUCUACUAACUGAAAAUUAAAAGCCAAGGUUGGUAUUCAUGAAAAUACUUGAACAAUUUUUCAAGUACAUGGAUGUACUAGAUUGUACACUAAUAAAAAUAAUGAUUUCUUCAUAUCUACCCCAAGGGCAACAAUUAUGACAGGUGCAGAUGAGCCCAUAGGUUGAGCAAAGUCUGAGUAGAUACCAGAACCAUGAAAGUAAAUCAUUGAAAGGCUCAAUGAUACCAAAAGACUUGUUAAAGAGGCUUCUCAAAACACACCAGUUAUAUUUAGAUUACAGAUUAUUUCCAGAAUGGGCUCUAAACUAGUAUUAUGAGAACUAUACUUACCUGUUUAGAUUUUGGAACUUUCUGAUCUACUUUUGCUUUGUUAUUAAAAUAUUUUUUCUUUAUUUCAGCUAAGGUAGUAUGUAUAUUCCACAAACAUUUUAAAUAUAAAAUAAAAAUUAAAUAGUAGUGUAGAGAGACUAAUGCUUUGCCUCUUCCUCUCUUUUCAUUUUUUUAUUAUUGUGGCAGGUAAUAUUUAGCCUUACAAUAAUUUAAAAAAAAAGAACAGCAAAAACCAACAGAAUAAUUUAAAGACCAAAAAACAUGUAACUAAAUCAUAUUUGUAAGAUACCAGAAUAAAACAUGCUUACAAAGAAUAUUAUUCAAAUGUGGAUAAAUAAAUUUUAAUGUAUAUACUUAUGGGAUAGGUAAAUGCUUAGAAUGAUCUGCCACACUGGUGGAAUUGCUUCAGAGAUUUUCUGGGAAAGGAGGUGUAUAUAAUUAUUUGCUCCUUUUUUUAUAUUAACGCUUCUCUCAAGUGCACAAUGAAAACCAGGGUGUGUAUGUGACAGCCUUCACAUGUACCAUUAAAACACUGUCUGUAUUCUUAAUUCACAAUAAACUCACUAUAU